UGAGAUGAUCUGAGCGAGAAGAGUCGUCGUCUGAACAAGAAAAUGUUGUCGAUUACGAGAGUGAUUAGCCGGAGAAUCCACGGAAAGGGUGAUGUAGCUGUUCCAAAACUCUCAGGAUUCUCUAUUGUAUCUCCCAAAAACGUUGAGGUAGAGUAUGCAGAUGGCAGCAAGUUCAGUUUCUCUUCUGAGUUUCUGAGAGUGCAUAGCCCAGCUGCUGAUGGAAAAGUCAGAUCAAUCGGUGGUGAAAAGGUGAUAUCUGGAAGGCGGUAUGUAGGAAUCAUGUCUGCAGAACCGGUGGGAAACUAUGGGGAUUCAGGUUAGUGUUUGAUGACUUGCAUAGAACAGGAAUAUACCCAUGGGACUAUUUCUAUGAGCUUGGGAGCAAUAAGCUUGGUCUCAUGAGAAGCUAUAUCAAGAUUCUUCAAAAGCAUCAUCUCAGCCGUGAACCUCCUCCGAGAAGGAAAUGAUUCUUACCAAUGUGUUUUGCAACUUUUAUUCAAAGUGUGAUAGAAUCCAUGUUGUGCAGAAACAUGGAAUCUUGUUUUCUUUCAGAGUGCUCUUAUUUAAAAUCACCCUCAUUAGACGUGAUUAUAAAACCACGAAUAUUCUGCAAAACGUCAAACACACUAAAAGUUUUAAAAUAGUAGUCAUCUUUUUUAA
Brassica oleracea var. oleracea is the source of this 660-nucleotide messenger RNA. RefSeq lists its product as uncharacterized. Lineage: Eukaryota; Viridiplantae; Streptophyta; Magnoliopsida; Brassicales; Brassicaceae. The transcript is spliced from 4 exons. The record is from RefSeq and is a predicted model, not a curated record. Bases 43 to 321 code for a protein of 92 amino acids.